AUGGAGCCAAUGCGUUGUUUAAAAACGCCUGAUUUGGAUGAUGACGAACGUGAAUUUGCUUUAGAUUACUGUCAGUCAAAGAAUACCUACUAUGUUCCGCCGGAGCAAAAUAUUCCUUGGUCAAAUGAGGGGCGAAGAGAACGUCAAAUUGGAUACUAUCAUUGGGUGCCUAUCAUGUUAUUCCUCCAAUCAAUGCUUUUUAUGUUGCCGAACUUUUUAUGGAAUGGAUUUCACCAGCAUAGCGGUAUCGAAUUCAUCAAAUUUCUCAAAGAGUGCAACAGAUUAAAGAAGAUGAAGUUAAAUGAUGCUGAAAGGCCAACUCUUUUGAGAACUCUGGGGGAAAGAAUCGGAGAGACUGUUAUAAAUCGAAAAAAUUAUUUUCGUUCAAAAAUUCCUGCUUUUUCUAUCGGCUCUGGUUCUUUUGUUACGUGUUUGUAUAUAUUUAUCAAAUUGCUAUAUUUGCUCAACGUCUUUGUUCAAUUUUGUCUUCUUAACUUUUUUAUUGGCCACAAUUAUAGCUGGUGGGGAUUUGAUGUUUUGAGAUCUUUAGUUACUGGAUUCCCCAACAUUUCCACGUUUAACGCUUUGUGA
Molecule: messenger RNA, 591 nt
Organism: Meloidogyne enterolobii
Lineage: Eukaryota; Metazoa; Nematoda; Chromadorea; Rhabditida; Meloidogynidae
Source: the annotation of a GenBank genome assembly